GAGGAGAAGUGAAACGCUGCAAAGCUCAACUUCUCAGGAGAGACACUAUGGUCUGAUGGAGACACGGUCUGAAAUGUCUCCCAGGUAGACAGACACACUGCACACACACACACACACAGUGCACGCGCGCGCACGCACGCUCGCACGCACACAGACGUGUCCCUGGUGCUCGGACGGUGAUCAGCGCGGCGAGGCGAGGCGCGCGCGCCGCGAUGCUGUAGCCAUGGACAGCAGAAUCCGUGAGAACCCAGAAAGGGCGUUCGACUUGGUGCUGCAGGUGGCGUGUCCGUCAUCCGAAAAGGAAGAUCCGACAGUGCUGUGGAAGUUCCCCCAGGACUUCGGAGACCAGGAGGUCCUGCAGACAGUCCCCAAGUUCUGCUUCCCGUUUGAUGUAGAAAGAGUCUCCCCGAAUCAGGUGGGACAGAACUUCACGUUCGUGCUGACUGAUAUCGAGAGCAAGCAGCGUUUCGGAUUCUGCCGUCUCACCUCCGGCUGCAAGGUGUGCGUCUGUCUGCUCAGCUAUCUUCCCUGGUUUGAGAAUUACUACAAGCUGCUAAACACCCUCGCAGAUUACUUAACAAAACACCAGGAAAACGAACUGAAAGAUGUGUUGGAGAAGCUGCACGCGCUGGCCGUGCCGAAACCGAACAAAAACGUAGCUCUGAGCUUGCACUUGCACUUUGUUGCCCCGGAUAUUAGUAGACUUCCUACCAUACCUGAAAACAGGAAUCUAACCGAGUACUUCGUGGCAGUGGACGUGAAUAACAUGCUGCACCUGUACGCCAGCAUGCUGCACGAGCGCCGCAUCAUCAUUACCUCGAGUAAGCUUAGCACUUUAACCGCAUGUGUGCAUGGCUCAGCUUCCAUGCUCUACCCCAUGCACUGGCAACACAUCUACAUCCCAGUUCUCCCCCCACACCUCCUGGACUACUGCUGUGCACCCAUGCCAUAUCUGAUCGGAGUUCAUCUGAGCCUGUUAGAGAGAGUGAAGAGCAGAUCCCUGGAAGACGUGAUCAUUCUAAAUGUGGAUACAAACACGCUGGAGAGUCCUGCUGACGACCUGCACAACCUUCCCAGUGAUGUCGUCUCGAGUCUGAAGAGUAAGCUGAAGAAGCAGUCGACUGCCACGGGCAGCGGAGUGGCUCGGGCCUUCCUGCGCUCUCAGGCUGCGCUGUUUGGCUCCUAUCGAGAUGCUCUGAGAUACAAACCCGGAGAACCAAUCACCUUCUGUGAAGAGAGCUUCGUGGCACAUCGCUCCAGUGGCAUGAAGACUUUUCUUGAGAUGGCUGUGAACCUGCAGCUCUUCAAGCAGUUCAUUGAUGGCAGACUGGCCAAAUUAAAUGAAGGAAAGGGUUUCACAGAUGUCUUCGAGGAAGAGAUCACAGAAGGGGGCUUUUGCGGAAGUAAUACAAGGUCUUAUCAACAAUGGAUGCAUACUGUAAAGAGAGGCGUGAACAAGGCAAGCCCGGCUGUAAAAUCUGCUUACAAGAUUGCAAAAGGUCAUGCGAAGAAAGGAUUUCGUGGAGUGAAGGACAGGAUCAGACUUAAGGACACUGAGGAGGACGGGAGUCUGUACUGUACCGGCUCUCCUACCAGCACUAAGAGCCUCUCACCCAGGAGGCUCCAAAAGCGAAGGUACCAAAAUCAAAAUUCUCAUAAGUACAUCGGCAUUCCGGAUUAUCCCAUUGACAAUGAAGAUGAACUGGACACAGCAAGCAAAGUCUCUUCUGAGGACAGCGGGGAGUUACCAUUCUACAUAGAGGACAGUGAUGACUCGUGUGAGUUAGAGCCCGAGGCGAGACAGACAGGCCAAAUGAGUUUGCUGGAAGAGAUCCUAGAUUCACUCAGCACCACAACGUUAGAUCAUGGCUCAAAGCUCUCCUCAGCCAAGAGCUUGGACUUCUUCAGGUCCAUGGAUGAGCUUGACUGUAGUACCCCGAAUGUGUCUCUAGCUAUGACUAGUCCAGUUCAGGCUGGUGAAGUGAUCACGGCCACCGUUGGAGAUCAGAGUGGCUGGAACAUGGGGCAGGAUGACAGUGCCAUCAAUGGCAAGCACCUCCCUCCUUCUCCUCGUCGCCAAUGCAGCACUCGCUCGCUGCCAGCUCCUUCUAACAAAUCCUGCGAGACCGUUGCAGACAUGAGGAAUUCUCUUGUGGAGCCUCUCACUAAGCCCCUGGCACUCGAAAUCGCCGAAAGCGCCAGCCCUCCUAUCCACCUAGAGCAUCCCUCGGACCUGAAGCUGAGCCCAGAGAGCCAGGUGACAGAGGGCUUCAGUGGCCUGAGAAGAAGAGUUCUGUCCAAAGAGACUAUGAGGCAAUACCAGGAGCGAUCACAGCAAGGAGGAGGCAACAGGCAGCCGUCACUGCUUGUUCCUUGGGAAAAAGCGAACAAAGGCAAUGAAGAAGAAAUGAGCCCUGAGGCGCCAGAGGUGCAGGAAAAAGGCUUGCUGGAGGAAAUCGAGUGUCGUCUCAGUACAGCGCUGAACUCCAACCUGUAACUCACGCCAGUCCGCAGCAGCACAGUACAGUACCUGGAUGAAAGCUGAGAAUUUAAGCAUCCUUCUUUCUUUUCCUACAUGUACACCUUCUAUAUCAGAGCGCUAUUUUAUAUAUCUGUAUGUACUUGUAGUCAUUUGAAAAGUUGUUUAAUUAAGGGGUGUUGGUUUGUAUCUUUGGUAAAAAAAAAAUCGUAAAAAAUGUGUCAACGGUGAUUUCAAGGGGCAGCAAAACCAGCAGCGCAGCAGCUUACAUUACGUUGCUGUCCAACACUUCCAGGGUUCGAUUCUGAGCUCUGCUUACUGUCGGCAUGGAGUUUCGCAUGUUCUCCUGUUCUCCUUGUCCAUGUGCGCUUCUUCUGGGUUUCUUCACUUUCUCUCAUGCCAGUAGCUGGAUUGGUGUAGAUGAUUGUGUCAAUUUGUAUGCACGCAGGUGGUGCCCAGCCAUGGACUAGUGUCCCAUCCAGAGUGCCGUUUCUGUUUUUUUUUGGUACCGGCUUGUCCGUGACCAUCACCAGUAUAAAACGCUUACUGUAAGUCAGCGAGGUGAUUCCAAGCCAGUAAUUUGCACUUCCAAACAGGUACAUUAUUUAAUCACUGUAACUCUAAACUUUUAGAGAACGAGCUCUUGUCCACAUUAAUAUAUAUUUUUACGAAAGACUAUUUUUUGGAACUAACAGUAUGCCUUAAACGUAAUUCUAAUGUGCUUUUGGUACUAUGCAGUGUUCUUUAUCCGUGACUCUGGACUCUUAGAUGUCUGUAGCUGUAAAUCGUACUUAUUCCCUAAUUUGGUGGUAUAGAAGCAUACCUCAGAAAGAGCAGCAUGUUACAACUAACCUAGGUGUGUUUCUUUUCCAAGACUAUUCUCAGGUAGAUGUUUUCUUUCAAUAUUUUGUUUAUAUCGUGACAUCGGUUUUGCAGUGUGGUAGAUGCUAUGCAGUGUUGUAAUAUGUAUUGUUUUAUGAAAACAGGAUCCCAGUUUCUUCAUCACUGUAGCCACAAAGUGUUUUAAUUCAAGUUUUCCUCCAUCUUGGAUCACAUGAUUGGUUGGAAAUGAAUAAUAUGGCCGUUCCAAGUGCCAGGAUGCAAGCUGAAGAAAAGAAAAAUUGUUCUAGCCCUCUCUGAAGUUUUACAUAUUGUAUGUGUGUAAGCAUUUGGUUUCAUUUCAACCCAACUGCUUGAACACAUCCAGCCUCCACAUGUCCAUUAAGAAGGGAACUUGAUUCAUUUGGGCUGAUUAAGUGUUAAGCCUCUUAAGUGUGGUGAUUUAUGCCACAUACUAAUCUGACACUUUGAAAGCUAACUUCACCCCCUACUGUGUGUGUGUUUCUCCGAGCUUAUGUGGCAGAACAAAGCAUUCCGUGUGUUGCAACAUUGUGUUAUCAUUUUUUCCCCUGUACGAUCAUAUUAUGAGAACUUUUAGUUAUUUAAACAGAAGGCUGUGUAUUUCUUUAACAGUCUGUCUGACGUCAAAGCCUGUUAUACGUAAUCAUAAUAAUUUUCAGUUUUAAAUAGUGAAGAAUUCUGCUAUAUUAUGACCCUGUUCGUGUAAGAGUUGUAUCUCUUUAACCAAAAAACAAGUCUCUGAGCAAGCUAAAGAAUUUCUCCAGCAUUUGAAAACGUUUUGGACACCCUGUUUUUCUUCGUACUGUCGUGUGCGUGUGGAUGUUGAGCAAAUCAACCAAGCGUGUUUCCGACAGCUCAUUUGCAAGUAGUGGAGCCCACAGAGCUUCAUAAAUGUUCAAGUGCACAGAGUGAUGGAAGCACAAAAUUACCAAUCAGGGCAAAGCCUAAAAACAGAGCUGGACAGUAAAAACUAAAUUUUACCAAUAUACAAUAUUAUAAGGUGUCAAAAUAAAAGUGUAAGCAGUUAAUGUUCCUGCUGAGGGAUUAUAAAAUAUAAUAAAAGGCUGAGGCAUUUUAUUAAUGGCAAUCACUGGAUCUUUGUGCAGAUCGACUGGCCGCUGCUUUUAAGUGAUGCCAUUUCUUUUACCAUAAAUUACCGACUUUUCUAUGUCUUACUUGAAAAUGUGCUGACUCGCUGUCUUCUUUCGAAUUUAUAUUUAUUAAUGAAUGACCAUAAUAUUAAACAACUGCUUUUCACAGAAAAGUUCCUGAUGGUCCUCGUAGUCCGUGACUUAGUGAAUUAUCAUGAGGAUGCGUUUUUGAUAGAGAUAGCUUCUGUACAUCGCUCUGAAUAAGUUAGUCUACUAAACACUGUAAACGUAAUAAAACCAAGCAAUGUAAACUUGAUAUAGGUUUCAUAGAUAACAGAGCAGUCGAGUUUACAUUACACACAGGAGCUCGAGUAGGAUACGCUUUUUCAAAAUGACGAGGUUUUCAUGAAUAGUAUAUUUGAUGUGUAAAUGCGUGUCUAAAGACAUUUAGGAAUUAAUCCCUUCAUAUCCAGUUUGAUAAAUGAGGCUUAAAUGUCUUUUCCAGGCUUUCGAAUGAGAUUAACACAAAACUGCUGAGCUCAGUUUUAUUAAAAUUACAUUUUCACAGCAUAAAUAAUGUAAUAAAAGUCUCACAAACAUAAAUAAUAAUUAGUAUUUUUAUUAUUAGUUUGUGUACAAUAUUAGUAUUGAGAGAUCUAUGUAAUAAUUAAUAAUGAAAGUAUAUAAAAAAAAAUAGUAGCAUUAUAUUAGGUACUACAUUUUUGUGUUUGGUUUGAAAUUUUCUUGCUUGUAAAGCAUCCGGAGGUUGUCUUGACCUCAGCACAACUGAUGUUACUGAAUAAGAAAAGAAUAUUGCCUUGUGCCAGGUUUCAGUAUUCUUUGAGGAGGGAUAAAAGUAUAGUUUUAUUAAUGAUGUAAUACAAUAUGGUUGUGCCUUAUAAAUUGAAUCUAACACAGAGAGGUAGGUCAAUCCUCAACUACCCCCCUUUCCUUGUAUACACAGUUAAUAUGCCUAAUCGAUAUGCACAUAAUUAAUAGACUUGAAAAUUAUCUUGUUAAACUGUGGGGGUGUUUUAUUUUUGGAUGGGGACAGGGGUGGCCUUGUCUACUUGUUUUAGUCGAUUUCAUGGUGACUCUUCACCCACAGGGCAAAAAGGCUGAUGAGUAUUAAAAUGACCAGUCAUACAGUAUGCUUGGGCCUUUAACAUCACCAGAUCUCAGUAAAAUUACACACUGACGUGAGAUUUUGAAACAAAGUGUUAGAAAACAUGCACAUCAUAACCGCCAUGGUCAGAAAAAAAUAUAUUUUUAUAAAAAUGGUGGUCCAGUAUAGUUUCUUGAAAUGUGCAGAAUGUAAAGCAAACAUGACCCAAAGCUUUUUCUUGUGGCUUUGUUGGUUUAAUCUUUGUUUGUAUUUCCCUUCAUGUCUGCAUCUGAAUUUAUAAAAAAAAAAAUUGUUAUUUGCAUUUUCAAUCAUAGUCGGUCAGGCAAAUAACUGUCUCAGUUAUACUGUUAAACGAUUAUUUUAUUUCAUACAACUAAGAUAGUGUUUGAAGACAAAAUAUAUCUUUUUUGUGAUUUUUUUUAAAUAUAUAAAAAUUCACAUUUUCUGUCCUCUAAAUAUUUCAUUUAUUUCCUUAUGGAAAUUUUACUUGUUUUUAAUUGUAAUUAUUAUUACUCAAAAUUUACCAAAAUUGUAAAUGAUUUCCUGGUAACUAUAAAACACUACUCGGCACCAGGUAGAUAACUGGCAAAAAAAAAAACUUUUCAAAGAAACCAGCAACUUCAUUCCAGCUUUAAUUUCCCCCUUUUUAAAGGCUUCUCAUUUUGAAAAAAAAAAAGUUGAUAAAAUCAAAGUUAUAAAAGAACCACUGUAUUUUAAGUGCUACCAUCAUAAGAGUAUAUUCAUGCAUGAUCUUGUCUAAAAUAUAAAACUUUGCAUUAUUUAUUUUUUUUUCAAAAUGACUUGUUUCAUGAAUGUGCUUUAUUAAAUUGAAACUAUUUUAAGACGACUGUUUCUCAGUUAUAUUAUUUGUGAGUCUUUUUUUUUUUUUUUAGGAAAUGACUGUUAUUCCACUAGGAGG
Molecule: messenger RNA, 6476 nt
Organism: Clarias gariepinus (North African catfish)
Lineage: Eukaryota; Metazoa; Chordata; Actinopteri; Siluriformes; Clariidae
Gene: dennd1b
Product: DENN/MADD domain containing 1B
Exons: 22
Coding region: 224-2497 (757 amino acids)
Biological process (GO): endocytic recycling; endocytosis
Cellular component (GO): intracellular membrane-bounded organelle; cytosol; nuclear speck
Molecular function (GO): phosphatidylinositol phosphate binding; guanyl-nucleotide exchange factor activity
Source: RefSeq, a predicted model, not a curated record